AGAGCCAGUCUGGCCCCAGGUCAACCUAGAUAACAAAGCAUCUGCUGGCAAAACUUCAAACAGCUCAGUGGGUAUAGUUGGGAGGGCUACUAUUACAUCUUGUCAGAGGUGAUCAUAUAUCUGGAGCGUGUUGUACGAUAUGGGUUGUACAGGCCUAAGGUGUUGCUAGAGGCUCUACUCGCUGUCCCCUCUUGUGUGAAGCUGAAAGAGCGGCGAGACAGUUGCAUUUUAAAAGGCGUAUUAAUCGAGUCAAGUCGCGUAAGCUACACUAUGAGUCGAUUUCCCUUCAGUAGAAAGACAGUAGGCUUCUAUCAAGUCAUGGCUACACCGGUACCGCAAGCGCCCGAACCAAGUUGUACAAUGGAUUAUAGACAACACGACUCGAAUAAGAAGUCUGUGUUAUUCAGAAGGGAGCAAGAUAAGGAAACAAAGAAGAAAUAUUUCACGCAAAAAUAUGGACAGGACCAAAUGAUGCUGAUUAGAAAAAGGCUGGCAGUAGAAGACUGGGUGUAUGAGCAGAUACGGGAUUUAUACAAUUGUGUGGAAGCUGAAGAAGAUCAUAACUGCAAGUUAGACUUAGAAGAAGUUUUAAAUUUCGACAAUGAUAUGGAGAGAAGAGAAUAUGCAUUAUCAGAAUUAACAGAUGCCAAAAAGCCAGAGGCAGAUGUUUUUAAAUUCGUAGAUGAAUUAUUGCAGAAGGCACGGACAUUAUAACAUGGUGACCUGUCUUUUCACAUCGUGAAUGAAUGAACUGUGCGUGUUUGUGCUACAAGUCAUGUGACCUGGUCACAUGGCAGCUGAAGAUGCCGAGCACACAGUGAGGUGGCAUCGCCUGGUGGCCAGUGCCCCACACUACGGAUAUUAUCAUUGUACAUAAGUCAGCACAGCAUCGUCCCUCGACUCCCCUCCUUCCAUGGACACCCGGACGACUCGCAGAUAUGGCUGGGCGGGCCAUCUUGUGUAGAGCAGUAUUACCUUAAAAAACCUUGGUUCCUGUAUCCCUGCUGUAAAUACAGAACGUACCUCAGAAAGCUGGUCCACACCAGUCAACAUACCGGGCUAAAGCUGAUACAUCUCACCAAAUAGGACUUGAUCCAAUGGCCGAGGUUGCAUGACAUUCGAGGGCAGCUCCCCCUCCUCCCCCCCAGCUGACGGGAUCCUGAUGGAGAUCCAGAUCUCUGAAGCCAGGCCCCCACUAAGCAUUUGUCCCAAACACUCUGCUUAAUGUUGCUUCCUGGCAAAUCAACAGUCAUCUGCUGCUACCAUGUACUAGGACUCCAUGGCUGUGAGGUACAAACAAGUCCAUACACAAGAUGGACUUCCUAGUUCAUGAUGUUGUGGGGCGGUGGCGCCAGCUCCUCCUGCUGCUGCUGCUGCUGCGUCACGUCCUUCUGCUGUUCAGCCUUCACUGCCUACUGGGAAGAGUGUGGCAUUAUAAUAUAAUUUGAACCUAGGCCUGAUAACCUAUCAACUAGAAUAUUUUUGUUUAUCAUUGGCCUGGGUUUCAGUAUGUUGUUAUUUUAGUACAAUUUUACGCAUAUUUUAUGACGAUUGUUAAGGAAAACUGCUGAUGGUGUCUAUCUGAAUCAGUCAGUGUACACACAUUGCCUGUGAUGGUUGUUAAAUGGUAUUUUACAGAUGAAUGAAUAAUAUUAAGUGAAAGUAAAACUUAGCAGCCAUAUCUUGUGGUGACAUGUAUUUGAAUUACUGAAGAGCAAGAGUUAUUGAUCAGCUUGGGGACUUGAUCCACUUUCCACUGGGCAGCAUGGAGGGGAAGGGCAGCAUACACACAUGCCAGUCUCCAACCUGGAGUCACACAACUAAGGCAGUAUCUGCCUGGCUUUUUAUGCAGUGAUGGAAAGUAAAAUAGAGACAAAUAUGUGAGCUAUGGUAUUUAGAAAAAAAUUGGCAGCAACAUUUCCACUAAAAGUGAAGUUCCAUGAACUUUAUUAUUGAAAAAAGAAGCUUUGGCUUGUCUGUGUUAAAGAUUUCUUCAUGGCAUAAUGAAUUUCUAGAUGCUUGCCUGUAGUACUACUUCUAGCUUCUAUCAACAGAUGACCUGCACUACAGUGAUGUCGGGUAACACAUUUCCCAGUUGAAUCCUUGGAUUGUAAUCAAAGGAAUGGCAAGCAAUAUACCAGUUUUCUUUUUUUUGCUGAUAUGAAAUUGCUGCUGCUCUUAUUGUGCUUUGAAUCCUGCUGUCAUGUGAACAUAACAAUUUGGUGUUGUAUGGCUGCAAUGUGAUCUCAAUGUGACAUUUUAUAAUACUUCAUGUCAUGGGGAUCCAGGUUAGAAUUGGGUCUCAGCAACCCAUGCUUGCUGUAAGAGGUGACUAAUGGGAUCGGAUGGUCAGGCUCACUGCAUGUCAUCGUAUCCUAAUUGCCAAGAUAGAUGCUGAUGUGAUCAAUCACUAGAUUGUCUGGUCAAGACUUGAUUAUUUAUCUACCUAUAUAGCUGGAAUAUUGCUGAGUGUGGCAUUAAACAACAAGCAAACAAACAAACAAAAUCAUGUCAUGUGUGCAGCAUUCUGUUUUGCAUGGGGUGCAGACAUUGUUCAAUACAUUGGCUACAUUGCAUUGUUCCAAUGCUGAUAUAAUGGGGACACUCCAGUAAACUCUAUAAGUAGAAUAAUAGUUCCCCACAUCCCUUGUUUGUCUUUCUUCUGGUUUUACGUAUAUUUAAGUAUAUUGGUGACAAAACAGUAGUAAUUUGUUUACUGUUAUUUAAUCCUCAACCAGAUUGUCUCUUGAGACAAUUGUGAAGUGUUUAGCUGCUGGUAUAUAGCAUAACUUGUAACAUAGCCGGACAAACAUGGGAUGCCUGAGCCAUUAAUACAUAAUUUCUCUGGGUUGUAGUUCUCUUUCAAAGACAUUUUGAUGUUGUGCCACUUUGUCCAUGUUUAAGACUUACCAUUUCCAUAUGUUCAUAUGAACACACUACCAAAGUAAUAUGACAAGCCAUUGGUCGAGAUACUACACUUCUUCUUGGGCAGGACGUUGUGUUUAUGUGCCCCAGGUGUCCAGGCAACCACUCCCAGGUCUCAACUACAGCAUGGUGAAAUCCUUUUGGGGAACUUCAGGCUUGCUCACAAUGAUCAGUGUUCAGGGAAUAUCUGUAAGCUGUGUUUGUUGUGUUGAUCAACAAUCUAGCAAUAAAAAUACAUCAGUAACAUCUUCAUUAUAGAGGAUUAUGCAUACCAUUCAGAAAAUAGCAAUAUUUGGAUAAAUAAACAUGAUGGAGAAAACAUUAAUAAUUAGGGAGGACCAUGUCUCCUGUGUCAGCUAUUCCCAGCCAAUUGGAGUCCCUGUAUGUUGUACCUACAUUCAUAAGCAAUACCCUGCAAUCUCCGGUCAGCCUUCCUAGCAAACAUCAUGCAUAUUUUGAUAUCCUUGGCCUGAAAUCCAGUUAUACAGUGUGUGGUAUUAUUCAUCAAUAUUGCCUUGCUGAAUGAUAUUGGAAAAAUCAUAGGAAAUCAUUUAUGUUAUAUAUUUUAAAUGUAACUUCAAGGUUAUUUUAAGGUCCCAAAAAGAAGUAUAAUCCUAAAUAUGUUCAACAAUGAGGAUAUUAAUAUAUGCAAUUUUCUCUUUGUUAUUUGACAAGUAUGUUUGUGUGUUAGUUGGAAUUUUCACUUCAGUGUGAUGCAGUUCACUUCAUUGUCUCAGUGAUAAUGCACAUUUCCCAUUGAAUCUGUCCAUACCGUUCCAUAUUGAAUUACAUGCUACAUGUGCCAAGAUAGAUGUCAUGACGCAAGCACGACUCUGUUCCCCAACUUGCCACAGGUCAUCAGGAGCUCCCAGGAAGCAACAGUGCAUGAUGGGAGAAACAUACCUCAUUGGACCACUCUUCCUGUACACAGAGAUCUCCUUGGCAGGAACAAUGCAUGAUGGGAGAAACACACCUCAUCCGACGACUGUUCCUGUAUAUACACUGAGAUCUCCUUGGCAGGAACAAUGCAUGAUGGGAGAAACACAUCUCAUCCGACCACUGUUCCUGUAUAUACACUGAGAUCUCCUUGGCAGGAACAAUGCAUGAUGGGAGAAACAUAUCUCAUCCGACCACUGUUCCGGUAUAUACACUGAGAUCUCCUUGGCAGGAACAAUGCAUGAUGGGAGAAACACAUCUCAUCUGACCACUGUUCCUGUACACUGAGAUUUCCCUGGAAGGAACGGUGCAACUAGAGGAUGGUUCUGAUGAUUUAUGGCAAUUUGGUGAGGAGCUGUGGAUGAUGGUUGUAAAAAUGUAAUUAUGCUGUAUGUUGUGUUUAUUUGGUUAGAUAUUGUAGUGGGUUAUAUUUUAGUUGAAAUCUUAUGUUGAUGCUACGGGUUCUCUUGUUCAUGUUGAAAGAAGGGCCACUCCAACCCAUGUUUCACAUGGCUUUUAGUGUGAUUUGUGUUCUAGAGUAGACAGACCACUAAUAUUUUCUCUAUACAAUGUGGGUGUGGGCCCAAGGCAAAUGCCUCCAGUUUAAACCUUUGUUGCCAGUUACUACCACAUUCUCCCUCAGUUUCAAUCACCUUUUGACUCAAGUGGCAGGUAUUGAUCUCCUGGCUAGUACUGCAAUUCUACAAUCUUAGACAACUGUUCCCACACCACUCUCACCUGCAUCCAACAACCAUCCACUGUGGAUCCACUCCCACCCCCUCCACUCUCCACUCUCAUCCAUCACCCAGCGUUUUCUCCAGCAACAACCACCUGUCAUGAGUCCCCCCCUCUUCCCCCACUCUCCAGUUGUAUCCAUCACUCAGCAUUUAUCACCGGGAACAACCACCUGUCCUGAGUCCCCCCUCUUCCCCCACUCUCCAGUUGUAUCCUUCACUCAGCGUUCUCACCAGCAACAACCACCUGUCCUGAGUCCCCCCUCUUCCCCCACUCUCCAGUUGUAUCCAUCACUCAGCGUUCUCACCGGCAACAAUCAUGUGUCCUGAGUCCCCCCUGUUCCCCCACUCUCCAGUUGUAUCCAUCACUCAGCGUUCUCACCGGCAACAACCACCUGUCCUGAGUCCCAUGGGGAUGGGGGAGUCUGAUUAGGUUCCCAGGAUAAGUGGUGGCUCCCCCGGUAUUCUGUCACCCCCUCUUCCUCACUUCCUACAUCACGGCCUCACAUGAGUGACUGCUAAUCUAUACUUUCCCUAUACAUACGCAUGUAGUACAUGUAUGUGUCCAUGUUUCACUGCUGAGUAUCCAUGCAUGUAGUGUAAGUUGUCUUCCUCUUUAGUUCCUGCCACCACAGACUGCCUGAGUUCAGUGAGUUGGUCCGCUGGCUGCUGCAGUAUCAGAGUGGACUAUGUUGCAUGUAAACACUAACUUAUAUUGUCAUCUUUGCAGAAAGUCUACUGUACAGAUUUGAAUAAAAAAUUGAAACUGCUAAAA
Messenger RNA from Haliotis rufescens (red abalone), 5370 nucleotides. RefSeq names its product protein phosphatase 1 regulatory subunit 14C-like. Gene Ontology annotation, biological process: regulation of phosphorylation. The transcript is spliced from 5 exons. Gene Ontology annotation, molecular function: protein serine/threonine phosphatase inhibitor activity. Lineage: Eukaryota; Metazoa; Mollusca; Gastropoda; Lepetellida; Haliotidae. The coding region runs from base 271 to 714 and encodes 147 amino acids. Gene Ontology annotation, cellular component: cytoplasm. The record is from RefSeq and is a predicted model, not a curated record.